Molecule: messenger RNA, 1111 nt
Organism: Apodemus sylvaticus (European woodmouse)
Lineage: Eukaryota; Metazoa; Chordata; Mammalia; Rodentia; Muridae
Gene: Cd7
Product: CD7 molecule
Exons: 4
Coding region: 90-722 (210 amino acids)
Biological process (GO): adaptive immune response
Cellular component (GO): membrane
Molecular function (GO): signaling receptor activity
Source: RefSeq, a predicted model, not a curated record
UGGGUUUUUGGUAUGAUCUUUCACAGUGCUCAGUGAUGUGUAACAGCCAGAGGGGUUGAUCUGGUUCUGAUCACCUGGAUUUGGGCGUCAUGACUCAGCAGGCAGUGCUGGCUUUGCUUCUUACACUGGCCGGAAUCCUGCCUGGCCCCCUGGAUGCCCAAGAGGUACACCAGGCCCCCGGAGUCGUGAUUGCCUCCGAGGGCGAUUCCAUCAACAUCACCUGCUCUACCAGAGGGCACUUGGAAGGGAUCUUAGUGAAGCGGAUCUGGCCUCAGGAUUCCAAUGUGAUUUACUUUGAAGACGGGCAGGAGCCCACAGUAGACGAGACCUUCUCGGGCCGAAUUGACCUCUCCGGUUCCCAGAAGAACCUGACCAUCACCAUGCGCUUCCUCCAGUUGGCAGACACUGGAGCCUACACCUGCGAGGCUAUCAGGAAAGUCAGUGUCCGUGGCUUGUUCACCAUGGUUGUGGUGAGAGAAAAACUAUCCCAAGAAACAUACAGAUCCCAGGAACCUCUGCAGACAUCGGUUUUCCUCCCAGCUGCCAUUGCCGUAGGCUUCUUCCUCACCGGGCUGAUCCUGGGGUUGUUGUGCAGCAUGCUGAGGAAGACACAGAUCAAGAAACUGUGUGCCUCGGAGAAUAAGGCCUCUCCGUGCGUAGUGUAUGAAGACAUGUCCUACAGCAACCGCAAGAUUCCGUGUGCCCCCAACCAGUACCACUGAGCCCCUCUGCCCGCAGGCCCCGUUUCAGCAAAGCUUACAUCCCCCCAGCCCCUCCGUGUGCCCCCAACCAGUACCACUGAGCCCCUCUGCCCGCAGUCCCUGUGCCUUGUUCCAGCAGAGCUUACCUCCCUCCAGCCCAACUGCCCCAGCACCCUUCCUGUGGCACUCAAACGCCCUCCCCCCCCCACCCCCCACCCACCCCCCCCCACCCCCGCUUCUGGGUGGGUGGGAUUCCUCCUCUGUACGCUUCCCCGUAGGGCUCUGCAACCUGUCACCGACCCUAGCCAAGUACCCCUGACAUCAGGGACAAACCUUGAGGAGAAAGUGAUACCUGCUUUGGAGCGGCCUAGCCAGGAAAAAUUAAAUAAACAAACAAAUACAUAAACAAG